CAGCUUUAGGCCGUCCCUGCCUCCUUGCAGCUCCCGGCUGGGAGAAUCAGAAACCUGUCAGGCGGGUUUGGUCAAAAUUCUGUCUUGCAAGUUCCUACGGCUUGCUCCUAUCUCUUCCAGGUGGGGAUCACUGAGGACCGAGGCCCCUGGAGGUCCAAGGCUGGCCAAGUGGCCAUGCCAGACACAGAAGAACAGUAGAGGUCCUAGGCUUCCUCACAGCCAGUGCAGAGCGGCCAGCAUUACAAGGAGUCAUGGACAGCUUCAUGGAGUCGCUGAACAGACUGAAAGAGGCCCAUGAGAAAGAGGUCCUGGGCCUGCAGAACAAGCUUCUAGAACUCAACUCAGAGCGGUGCCGAGACGCACAGAGGGUAGAGGAGCUCUUUGCCAAGAAUCACCAGCUCCGGGAGCAGCAGAAAGCACUGAAGGAGAACCUGCGGGUGCUGGAGAACAGGCUGCGGGCUGGCUUGUGCGAUCGAUGCAUGGUCACCCAGGAGCUGGCCAGGAAGAAGCAGCUAGAGCUGGAAAGUGCACACCUGCAGAGCCUGCAGCAUCUCUGCGUCCUCACCAAUGAGAUGAAUGUGCUAAGGGAGGAAAACAAGAUCCUGAAGGAAGAAGUGAAGAGGCUUCGGAAUCUGGGAGACAAGACCACACCGCAGACCUGGGAGGGCACCUCAGAGCCCCCGUCACCCUUGCCACUCCCCUCCCCCAGUAACCGGAAGGGUGCUACUGAGAACCCUCCAGGAGGCUCAGAGGAGGCUGAGGAAGAGCAGGGCACAGAUAAAUUGUCAAGCCACAAGACAUCCCCAGUGGCCAGAGUCUCCCCAGCUACCAACCUGCUGGAGCCACGGACCCUGGACAUGACCCCUCAGUGCAUCUCCAACCAACUGCACUCAACGGUAGCUGUGGUGCGGCCUGGCUCUAGGGCCUGCCCACCAGACAGUGAUACUGCCAAUGGGACGCCCCCACCGCCAUCCAUGAGGAGCAGCCCGUCCAGCCCCACAUAUGAACACGGUCUCCCUGUGGACAGCUUCUUACGGGCCGCCCGGCCAUCAGCCAUAGCCUAUGAGACCCUGAAGCACUCCCUUCAGACUGAUCGCCUCUGCCUCCUGAACCGACAUCUGUCUCUACACCUACAGAGCCCCCACAGCAGCCUCCUGACUCCUGCUGCAGCUCCCAAUAGCCCCCUGCCCCGGGGCCUGAAGGCUAGAGAGGCUGAGGCAUGGGAGGAGCCUAGUGCCUUGGUGGGCGUGCAGGACCCACGGCUGGAAGGAGCAUUGCACCUGCUUCUGGUCCAGCAGCAUCUGCGGGCAAGGGCACGGGCGAGCACUGCCAGGCUGAGGGUCCCGUCUGCACCGAAAGAGAUGCCAUCUUCCCCACCAGCUGACUCAGAUUCUGAGAGCUCUGACAGUGAGGCCCCCAAGCCAGUUCUGAGCACAGAGGCCCAGCCUGAUGGGUGGCAUCCUCCGCCCAUAGGCCAAAGUAGCUCCCAGAGGAAAGAGACACUCGUAGCCACUCAGGACUCCCCCCCAGACAAGCCUCUGGACCUCUCUGACAGAGGACGGUGUCGGGACACCUCCAAGUCGACUGGCCAACCUUUGCCACUCAGUCCUACUCCUGACCCCCAGCUGCCCGCCUUGUCCAGACCCCUGAUUCUUAGCUCCCAUACUCUCAGCAAUGGCAGCACAGAGACCAGAGCUCAGGAGUCUGAAGAAUACUCUACUCCCAAGGAUACCUCGCAAACUCUCUCAGGGAUCCAUGUAGGCCUGACCUCUCCUAGGAGAACUGCAGAGGAGCCUGGAGGAAGACCAAGGCCAGGACCUCACCUGCAGAGGCCUGAUGCUGAUGGAACCACAGCACAAAGGCCAGAGCUGGAGCAACUGGGAGAGUCAGACGCAUCAGACACCAAGGCGGGCCUGAUUUCUGAAUCAAGUAUCGAGACAAGCAUAGCAGGGGAGGGACAACACGCUGAGGACCUUCGACGGGGUCAGCAACAGAAGAGGAAGCGGGCAUCGGACCUGCAGGACAAAGCCCCCAAGAAGCCAUCCCAAGGGAAGAGGAAACCAAAGGAACCCCUGACACCAGCAGAUGGUCCCAGGAGCCCAAGGGACACGGAGGACUACAGCCUCUCCCCCAUUAACAGCUGUCGGGAGUCCUAACUCUUCAGACUGAGGGACGCUGCAUUUGCCCAGAGGUAGCUGUCACAGACUGUUGCCUGCACAAGUCAAGCCACACAACCUGAAGAUAGCUCAGAACUCCGCCUAUGUUCGGAGGGGCUGGUGAACCCGGUCUCCUCUCAGGUCUGGGGGGGGGGGAGGGGCAGCUCCUCCCAUUUCCAAACUUGUAGGAAGGCGGGGCUACACCUGGAGGCAGGGCAGGAAAUAGGGGAGUCCCAGCCAAGCUCUGCUUCAUUUUCUGAGCAACGCCCCCACCUCCUGAGGUCCCAGAUCCUGCAGACUUUUCCAGGCCAGGAAGGAAGCUUCAGUCAUCGGUCGUGGGCGCCCCCUUGUGGAGUCUUGGUAAAUGCAGCCUGCAAAGAGGAAGAAAAAGAAGGCCAUGCGCAGAGUACCUGGUCAGAUGUGAGAGGCCUCAGAGAAGACUGUGAAUGCCAAAACAUGCAUCUGGCAGAGCUGAGGUCAGAUGCACUGACCCAUUUAGGCAGGUGAUCCAGGAUUAGCUGGAUCCAAGGACAGGAAGACAGAGCAAAAUUAGCCCCUAUGUUCUGCAGACCCCCUGUUCACUGUUAACCUGGUGCUAGUGAAGCGGGUCUCUGAGCUUAAGAUUCAGCCCUGGGUCACUGGAUCCUGACGUUAUUGAAGAAACUUAGGGGAAUCCCUGUGUGUGUGAAAUUUAAGAGUUGCCAUUUCCAGGACAAAGACGAGCUCUACCUACAGAGCGCCCAGUCAGGGUCCAGUGUGGGGUAUCAAGGAAGGAAGAAGUGGCCUCGGAGAGGUCAAGGAAGGUGGCACCUGAAGCCAAAAUUUGGGCUUUGAGGGGUGAAUAGAAGUGUGCCGAGCAGGCAAAGUUCCUAGCACGCUCUUAUAAGCAUCUAGAUGCUCACCAAAAGGUCAGGGUGAAGGCCAAGGAGAACUCACUUGACCAUAACUGAGUGAGAAAGGCCGGAGCUGGCCAAGCCAGGUAGAAAGAACUACAGCAUCAAACUCCCAGAACUGGAGAGGCUGUCACUGGGGCUGGGUGAGGCCCAGGCUUGACGAGGUACCAUUCUCCACUGAGCAGACCUCUCUACCCGCCACCUGAGAGGCCAGAAGGACUAAAUUCCAAGGGACAGCCAGCCAGGGAUGUAUGUGUAUAUGCAUGGGUGCAUAGGUGCAUGCAUGAGAGUGUGUGUGUAUGUGUGUGUUCAAACGGUUGCAAGUUUCUUGAGCUUUGAAAUUGAAUAAACACAAGCGGUAAUGUUCUAUUCACUCCGA
Rattus norvegicus (Norway rat) is the source of this 3428-nucleotide messenger RNA. The record is from RefSeq and is a predicted model, not a curated record. NCBI's taxonomy places the organism in Eukaryota, Metazoa, Chordata, Mammalia, Rodentia, Muridae.